This is a messenger RNA of Botrytis fragariae, 207 nucleotides long. RefSeq lists its product as uncharacterized. The record is from RefSeq and is a predicted model, not a curated record. The transcript is spliced from 3 exons. Lineage: Eukaryota; Fungi; Ascomycota; Leotiomycetes; Helotiales; Sclerotiniaceae. The coding region runs from base 1 to 207 and encodes 68 amino acids.
AUGUAUGAGCAAGAAAAGUGUAGAAUUGUGAGAUCCAGGUGCAAGAUCCAUGGCUUCGUUAGUGGAUAUAUUAGUAAUUUCUCAUUUGAGCCGGUGGUAAACGGAGAACAAGGUUUCAGGGUCGGUGAGGGAAGCACGGUUUCGUUGUUGAUGCAAGUGGAAACGAGGGAUGACUGGAAGACAUUGUCUGUGGGCACUGUAGAGUAA